AUGCCUGCUAUUGCAGCAAUGGUGAAACAUUUGAAAUGGAAUCAUGUGAUGGUUGUGCAUGGUACUGAUGACUACAGUAAAAAUGUUCUGCAUACAUUUAUCAGCUUAACAACAAUGAGUGAUGACUUCUGCAUAGUCUCUGCCCAGGAAUAUCACACUGCACCUCAAACAGGAAACAGUGACAUUGAUAGACAAACUGUUACAAAAAAUCAGCAGCUUUAUGGGUCUAUGUUGUCUGUCCUAAAGCUGCAGCUUCCCGUAGUGGUUCUUAUGAGUUUCUCCGACUAUUACUCUUUUUUGAAAGAUUUCCAUACGUAUCUACACUCUGGAAACCUGUCACAUGUUAUUGAUAGCAAGCAAAAGAAGAAUAAAUUCAUUUUUUCUGACCUUCUAACGCAUGAAGAUUUAUCCUUAAUAAAUGAAACUUCUUUUGAUGUCUACUCUGUGACAUUAUUACCUGAUUAUGUGCCAGCAUUUGAGGACUACUGGGAAAAUAGAAAAGCUCAUGUGAAGAAUUUGUCACAGACACGCACACAGAAGGACAGAUGGCUUUUCCAGUACCUUCAGCAGAUACAUAAUACAACAGAGGACUCACUACAUAUUGCAUUACGAACAAGAGCUGUACUUUCUUCCAGCUACACAGUCCUUGUAUUUGCUCAAGCUCUAGAACAGGCCUGGAAAUCUGCAUGUUUCAAUAAAAAUGACGACUUCUGCCCAGAAAUGAUGGAUCUUGGAAGAAAUGUGUUCUUGGAAAAUUAUUUUGAGCCAGUCCUAAAGAACUCUGCAGUGUUCAAUCAAAGUGAAACUGAGGAAGAACAAAGAAAGUUUCACACAUUUGUGCUUGUGAAGUACCAGAAUUCCUUACAGAAAAAUGAUUCUGUUGAGUUAACCAAGGUCAUGUUGUUCAACUCAGCCAGUGGUGCACAUUUAGUAAAUGAAGAGAUUCUGCCUAACUUAAUUGUUGCUUGUCCUGUGGAUGAGAAUGGUGAACAAGACUGCAGUAUAUGUUCUCAAAUCAGACUUGACCGUGGAGACUCAGGGAGACACUACAGUGUUUAUGCUCAAAAUGUACACAAGGUGGAGGCAAGGAAACUUGUGACUCAGACGUAUAUGGAAGAGAAAGACUAUACAAUACUUCUCAAGUCACAGAAUAAUAUGUAUAUUGCAUUUGUACUUCCUGUUCAUAAUGGCACUGAUGCUGAUUCACUUAUUCAAUGCAGACAGGAUGCACCAGUUGAUACUGAGGCAGUGAGACAACUAGAAGCAUUUCUGUGGGCACUACAAAAAGUUAAUGGUAAUUUGAAAAAGACUUUAGGCGGAAAUAUUGAAAUAGGAGCCAUUUUAUUGGAUACCUGCAAUUCACGGGUGAGAAUGAUGACAUUAGCUGCAGGAUUAGAAACUUUUUCAAAUAAGAUCACUGGUCAACAUAGUCAUAAAGUAAUAGCAGCCAUCAAUGGAUUAAGAUCACCUGAUGGAAAAGUGUUGGAUGAAAUUUUAUCUUCACUUAAUAUAACAUCCAUAUCCGUCAGCCAGUCAUCUACUUUCAAAACUGUGGACACAAACAGAGGAGCUUUCAUACUACAGCACAAAAUUUCCUGGGUGCUUUGGCUUAAUCUUUACACUGUUUUUACAAAGCCUUUGCUCUCCUACUAUAGUCAUCACGAAACUUCUUUCUCUCUUUUACACAUUUACUACUCAUUAAUGUUAAUUUCUCCAUUUGAGUUUCUCCAACAGAACUAUAUGAUCUACAUAACCAAAGAUUAUGAAGGAACAUGGCAGCUCUUUAGCAUGUACAGUUAUUCACCAAAUAACCAACCAUGUGUUUAUAUUGACUUGAAAACAAUGGUUGCUCCUGAAUUAACAGCACUAACAACAGCAGUUAUGAAAAUGCUUGAACAUUUUGGAUGGACAUAUAUAAGUGUUGUGUAUUCUGAAGCAAAAGAAGAGUAUGAAUUUAUGUUUCAACACCUUCAGAAAACUGCAGCUCAGUCUGGAGUGUGUUUUGCUCUUGAAGAAGGCUUAAAAACUACAGAGCAAUUCCCUACUUCAUAUACAGCUUCAAUUAUUGCUUUCAGCGCAGGCAUCUACUUAAUGCUGAUUGAUUUGCCAAACAUCUUGUCAUUAUCAGGUGAACAGAUUAAGUCUGGAUGUAGCUGUGUUCUGAAUCUUUGCUGCCAAAACAUGACUGAAGUGUCCAACUUGGUGAGGCUCCUUGUGGAAUCACGUGCAUCUGGUGCCAGAGGUGUCCUACUGCUCCUCUCUCCAAAUGACCUGCAAUUAUUAAUGCAAAGUGUUGGACAAGCCCUGGGACAUGGAACACUUAGACGAGAAGACCUUUUUUGGCUUGUUGUUAAUGUUGACGGAGAAGCACAACACAUUCUAGAACAAUACAGAAAUUUUCUUAGUGGAGUCCUGACAUUUGGUCCACAGAAGAGACCAGUAAGAGAAUUUCUGCAACAUUUGUGGCAACUGCAACUAGGAAGCAGAAGAUCUGAAAAGAAUCCAUGGCUCCAUAAAUAUUAUCAGAAGGUAUCUCACUGUAAUGAUGCAAAAUGUAAACAUUUGGUUGAAGUAGGCAGCUACACUGACUUCAAUGUGAUACAAGCUGUGUAUGCAAUUGGGAAAGCAUUUCAAAAUAUGGCAAAUGACAUGUGUUUUGUCAUGUUUAAUUCUACAUGCAUGGAAAAUAUAGAGAGGUCACCAUUGACUUUAAACCAAUAUCUCAGAUCAACAACUUCUGAAAGAGCAGAUGGUAUUCAUAGCAGCUUGUUUCAGUUCAAUGAAAAUGGAGGAGGAAAUGUUCCUAUUGAAAUAUUUAAUCUUAAAAGAAGUAUCCAUGAAUGGAGUCAUACAUCUGCUGAUGUUCACUAUGAAAGGGUAGCAUUAUUCUCGAACAGUUCACUUAACCUGUUGGAUGACGUAUACACAUACAGAGAUAUGGGAAGCGAGGUUGUAGUUUCGUCACUGACAUCACAGUGUGCAACAAGAACUAGCUGUUCACAAUGCAGAGGUCAUCAUCGCAAACUGGAAACAGCAGAAUGGGUGAGAACGAUAGCACUGAGGCAACAGGAAAAGACAAAAAACACAAAAUUUUAUGUUGCUGCAGCAUUUGAUAUACAUGAAGCAUCAAUAAACCCCAUGGAAUGUGGAUCAGAAUUACAUGAGAAAGGCAUUGAACAGUUAGAGGCCUUCUUAUGGGCCAUUGAACAAGUGAAUAAGAACAGCACAUAUAUAAAUCUUGCUGCUGUUUCAUUGGAUUCAUGUGGAAGCCCUGUGAAGGCUGCUCAAGAUAUAGCAGAUCUCUUAACCCUUCACACGUCUCUGAACAGAAAUGGAGCUUCCCAGAACAGUGCAGUUGCUUUUAUUGUUGGCGGAGGGACAAAUUUAGUAUCAGCUGUAAUGGAUUCAGUAAAUUACUUGAAGAUUCCAGUGUUUGCUUCAGAGGCCAGGGGCCCACUGCCUCACAGAAAGAAAUAUGCUCCAUAUCCACUCCAGCUGGCACCAACCAGCAAAGCUUAUGCAGCAGCUGUGCUAGCACUUCUUCAAAAUUUGAGUUGGAGUUGCUUUUCUGUUAUAUACCUACAGGAUGGAAUAGAAUAUGAAGACAGUUACAGGCUAUUUGUAGACUAUGCAUCAGUUUAUGAAAAUGGAUUGAAUAUGACCAUCAGUCUUCCAGUUCCACUUCAGUACACUGCUGGAAUAAUUAGAGAAUACCUUAAGGAAAUUGCAACAGUCCAUACAAGUGGAAACAAGAUAGUUGUGCUGCUGCUCCCCAAUGAAGUGGUGGAGCUACUUUUACGAGUUUUGCAGGCAAUGGAAGAUGAGAGUCAGAUAGCUGUUGGAGCUCUCACAUUCAUAGUGCUGGGAGCAGAGAAAGCAUUGAACACUUACAGUGAACAGGCUCUCGGAACUCUUGUCAUAAGACCUGCAGCAUCACAUGUCUUGGAAUUUGAAACUUACUUCAGACAUCAUAAUCUUAGCACAAAUACACAUAACCCCUGGUUUGCUCAAUUCUGGUCAACAGUAUUUCACUGUAGGGGUGCAAACUGCCACAAUAAACUAUAUAAAGACCUUCAGAGUUAUCAUUUUAAAGCGAGCACUUCAGUAGCCAAUACCAUCAACUCUGUCCUUUCCAUUGCUCAUGCCCUUGGAGCAGUGGCAAGAGAGCUGUGUCCAGAAACAAUACUCUCCGGACAGCACUGCUCAGCAAUGCAGGAUAUUGACAGAGUGCGACAUCGCCUAUUUGAAGUUGCUCCACAUAUGGCCUUUGUUGGAGCUGGGCUAAAUACAGUAGCAUUUUCAAAGAUGGGUGAAAAUACACAUGCUGAAACUGAGGUUUUAAGCUUUCAGCGAAAUAAUAAUGGACACUACAUCUUGGUACCAGUUGGCCGCAUUGAUGCCAAAGGAAAUGUGAAAGUUAAUGAAACGAGUAUAAAGUUAUAUUCCAUGAAAAGACGUGAUGAAGUCAGUGUAUACAAAAUACAAAGUCCUUGUGAAAUAGUGCAUGAUGGAAUUAACACUGUUUAUAAACCCAUUCUCAAAAAGGUUCCGGCAAAUAAAAACCUAUCUAUCUUAGGAAUCAUCCCUCUACAUGAGGAAGGAGAAGGCCAGUUUAACUGUGGGAAGCUCCAGUUAAAUGCAGCACUUCAUGCAGGUGCUAUAUUGUAUAAGCUGGAACAAAUCAACAACAAUGCAUCACUUCUUCCUGGAAAUGUUUUGGGAGUGACUAUAGUUGAUAGCUGCUUCCAACCUUCAUAUGUCUAUGGAACAGCUUUUAAUACUGUGACUAAAUCAGUUGGUGAUUUUUGGACAGACAACAAACUUGGCACUGCAUCCAAUAGAGGAUCAGACAUCAUUGCAGCUAUUACAAAUGAUGUCCAGUCUUCUGAAAACAUACAAUCUCUUUUGAAAUCAAAUGGGAUUACUCACAUUACUGUCCCCAUGGACAAGUAUACUUUGGAGGGCAUAGACCUCCACAAUGCAAAGUUCUGGGAAGAAGUUUUGCAGCACAAAGAUGCAGCCGAAGCUAUGCUUUCUGCAGCCAUGGCUAUGCGUUCUCAUUCUGUUGUCAUUGUUAGAGAGGCUGAAGAAUGGGCAGAGACUGCAUCAGAACACAUUCAGAACCAUGAUUGGAUAAAAGAGGGCGUUCUGUGCCUUUCAGGAGUAUAUUCACUUUACAACAGAAACACAGAGGGCUUAGUUGGUGCAAUAAGCUCCUCAAAUAUGAUGGUAACAGAAGAAAUAACAAAAAAACUGAGACCAGGAACAACAAUAAUAUUGUUGUUGCAAGACCCGAGAGAGGUUCAGUCAUUCUUAAAUGUAUGCCACACAAUUGAUGGACUGAUAUUUAUGACAGUUAUACAGAAUAAUCAGAAACAAAUACAAGCAGGUUUCCACAACAUUGUUACACUUAAACCUCUACUUCACCAAACUGUAGAGGAAAGUGAGAUUCAGAAUUUCAAGGAGUGGCUAAAACAAAGAUUUAUUGGAUAUGGCCCAAAUGCAAUGUACUCAAUGCCCAAACCAUGGGUAGAUGAGCUUAAAGAAUCAUAUGGAUCUCUCAUCAUAGGAGAUCAGCUGAACAUCUCUUCUCCCAGCAUAUGGGAUACAAUGGAAAGUGUAUCAAUUAUUGCAACUGCAAUGAAUAAUGUAUUGGAAAACCACUGCAGUAACAUCUCUGGCACAGUAUCUUUGGAGAAGUGCGGGAUUGACUACAAUGAUAUAUUUAGAUUAUUAGAAGAAGAAGUUUUAAGUGCCAUUCACAACAACUGUGAACUCAGAGGUUUCAGUCUAUGGAAUGGCCAUCACUACAUUGGAACAUGGAACAAUAAUUCUGGUUUUAAAUUAAUCAGCCCUGUAAACUUUUCUACUUUGUUAUCAGAUUGUACAUCUGUUCAAUGCUCAGUAUGCAUGGAAGAGACAGAAUUGGAAAAGUCUUUCCAUGAACAGCCUACAGUUUACCAUAAUUUUCAAUACACAUGGCCAAUAGCCAUAGGAGGUAUGACACUACUAGGCAUUAUAGCAACAGUUUUGAUUUCAUUGUAUUUUCUUGGAUUCUCAUCUCCAUUCAGUGCUACUGUGGCAUGUCAUACAUCAGCCUUAGAUUACUUUAUGCUUUUGGGCAUACUGCUGCUGUUUACAUCUAACUUUACAUUCAUACUUUCCCCCACAUCAGCUGUUUGUGGAUUAAGAAGAAUUUUCCCAGGAUUUUCCUACACAAUAAUUUUCUCUGCGAUGCUCCUCAAGGCAUCAUCAAUAUGGAGAGAAAACACUAGGAAGAAGUUCACAGAAGACUGGCUCUUCUGUUCGUCAGGACUUAUAAUUAUGGCAGUUAUUUUAACAGUAAUACAGGUCAUAUUGUCUGGAGUCUGGUUGCUGCUUAUUCCACCUCAACCAUACCUGACUACAGAGACAGGCAUCAACUUUUGGAAAUGUUAUCCAAGUGGCAACUUUCAUGCACACCUGUUAAUAUCAUUGAUAUAUGUUAUACUACUCCUCAUAAUGGCAGCUGUUGUGUCCUUAAUUAGUUGCUUCAGUUUCAGAAAAGAAAGCUGCAGUGAAGAUGAGAGAUCUAAGGAAGCAAGAGGUAUACUAGCAGCUUCAAUUUUAACAGCUGCUGUAUUUACCUUCUGGGGCAUAAGUACAAUAACAGCAGUUUCUCCACAAAAUUCUGAUCUUGCAACAGCAACUGCUCAUUUGAUUUCAGCUUAUCUUCUGCUUCUAAGCCUUGAAUUAUCUAAAUUUUUACCAUAUAUGCAUGAUGACUCCAUAUCAUCAGGACCUUCAAACAUCAGGACUGUUUAUGAUAUUUCAGAUUUUCAUCCCACUUCUAUAAAAGGUCUGCCAGGCUUCUGUUCUGCUGCUCCAACUGUUCAGUUAGAUUCUACACAACAAGAUGAUGAUAUACUGGAUGACCCUUCACAGAUUAUACCCAGUUCACUAUAUUCACUUGAUAUGUUCAGCACAACAGAGAACAGACAAUUGGAAGAUGAUGAUGAAGAACAAGGUGAACACUGUGAACCAGGAACAAAUGAAUUUAUGCCACCAGCCAGUGGCAUUCGAGGAGUUGAAGACAGGCUGUCUAUCCAAGAAACAUUGUCCUACAUGUGAUUAAUACUAUCUGCAAGCAGCUAACAACAAAGAGAAAGCAAUGUUUUUGAGAUAUUGGCAAGAUCCAUAAAAAAGGUUAUGGUUCAUCUGCAGUCUUCUAUGAAUGACAAAUAAAGUCAUAAGAUCAAAAACCAUAAACAAAACUGUUAGUUUGUCAUAGACAAGGAGUCAAAGUGAUUCUGUUGUUGUCAUUUCCUUGUAGGAGGAUGUAUAUGGCUAUAGUGACCUGCAUUCCACAAAUAUACAAAAUAGAAUAAAAAUUCACUAUCAUCUUUUGUAGUACAACAGUUCAGAAAUGAAC
Schistocerca serialis cubense is the source of this 7411-nucleotide messenger RNA. RefSeq lists its product as uncharacterized. The transcript has 27 exons. Gene Ontology annotation, biological process: G protein-coupled receptor signaling pathway. Gene Ontology annotation, cellular component: membrane. The record is from RefSeq and is a predicted model, not a curated record. NCBI's taxonomy places the organism in Eukaryota, Metazoa, Arthropoda, Insecta, Orthoptera, Acrididae. The coding region runs from base 1 to 7110 and encodes 2369 amino acids. Gene Ontology annotation, molecular function: adenylate cyclase inhibiting G protein-coupled glutamate receptor activity.